AUGCGCUCCUCAUCCUUCAGUCUACGUAAUUCGUAUAAUACAGUAGUGGCCCGGGAAAACCCCAGCCGCGUCGGGUCUGCGUGUCCGUGGCAUGCUGGGAAACGUAGUUCGCAAGAGGCUGCUUCACUAGAAAUUGCCAGCCGCGCAUGCGUACACAUCGGAGUGGCGGCAAUUCGCCGCGCGGAAGGGGCCCAACCAUCAGUCAAAUCCCACGGGAGGUAAAAGACCGAUACAGGAACUCCCUGUCUCCGGAACGGAAGAAGCGGCAGGCUGAGUGACGCGCGCUUUCGCCACCCGGAAGGGCUGAGCUGCUCUCGCGAGACUUUGAAGUAUGUCAGCCGCCGCGAGAAGGCGGAGGUUUGAAUCCUCCUCCAGUGGCGCCCGCUAAACCGUCGCGGCAGCUGGAAUCCCUUUAUCGGGAGGCCGAUCUUCUGCAAGCUUUACUCGGAAGUAAGUCGAGCAGAGGGGGUUGGGCUGGCGGGCGACGGAGCCACCAGCUGUCUUGGCUCUUUUGCGCAAAACAAAAAACAAAGGGCAGUUCAAUGCAGAGUAGAUCCAUUGAUCCGUGAUAACUUGGGUUCAUUGAUUUCAGUGGAUCUGCUCCGAGUGUAACUUAGUUGGGUGCAAUCCUACAGGGAAACGAGCCUCGCCGCACCGUAAAGACUAGACAGAUUUAGACUGCAGUUCCGUGCACGCAUAAGCUUCCCUUGAACCCAGUGGUGGGUUACUUUUGAGAGGAUAUGUACAGAGUUGCAUCGUUAAAGCUGCAAUCCUAGACACACUUGAGAGGCCAAGUCCCCUUGGAGCCUGAGAGACUUAGUCAUGCACAGGGUUGCAAUGCUAGGCUGCAACCCACUGCACACUUACUUUGGAGUUAGCCCCAUUGAACAAAGUGGGGCUUCCUUCUGAGUAGGUGUGCGUGCCUAGGCCUGCACCGCUGUUGUGGCUGUAGCAUGUCCAGAGCUACAUUCCUUUUGCAUGCAGUAAGCCCACCAGUAAUGUUCUGGGGUUCACACCUAAAGCCAACAUCUUGUACUGUCCCAACACAUUGGGUUCAAUGGCGGGUGGGAUUGCCAGCGUCUCUCUCUCUCUUUUUUUUUUUUUUGCUGGACGCCUGUCCCCUUUCCAUUUAUUUUUUAGACAAGUGUGUAAAGCUGAAUACGUACAAGUUAAAAGAGUGUAAGUUGUGGACUUACUGUACUUCAUUGGUAGUAAAUGUGCAUGGAUGUGGUGCUAAAUCGAGAUCUGCCAUUGAAUGUGAUGGGGUGUGCUCUCAAACACAUGUAACUGGUAAGUAUUCUGCCUUUGUUGAAACGGGAGCCAACCUUCUGGAGAAUUUGACAUCCGGAAAAAGUUAAUCCUCUGAGGCCACCAGGAGCUGACUAGGCCAUGCCACACUUGAUCUGGUGGUAUCUGACACACAAAAGCUUCAGCCACAAUAAAAUAUGUUGGUAAAAAGGAAAAAGUCUAAUACGGCUGUUGUUGUUUAGUCGUUUAGUCAUGUCCAACUCUUUGUGACCCCAUGGACCAGAGCAUGCCAGGCACUCCUAUCUUCCACUGCCUCCCACAGUUUGGUCAGACUCAUGCUGGUAGCUUCCAGAACACUGUCCAGCCAUCUCAUCCUCUGUCGUCUCCUUCUCCUUGUGCCCUCAAUCUUUCCCAACAUCAGGGUCUUUUCCAGGGAGUCUUCUCUUCUCAUGAGGUAGCCAAAGUAUUGGAGCCUCAGCUUCAGGAUCUGUCCUUCCAGUGAGCACUUAGGGCUGAUUUCCUUAAGAAUGGAUAGGUUUGAUCUUCUUGCAGUCCAUGGGACUCAAGAGUCUCCUCCAGCACCAUAAUUCGAAAGCAUCAAUUCUUCGGCGAUCAGCCUUCUUUAUGGUCCAGCUCUCACUUCCAUACAUCACUACUGGGAAAACCAUAGCUUUAACUAUAUGGAUCUUUGUUGGAAAGGUGAUGUCUCUGUAACUUCCUUAGUUGGAAUUUCUACUCUGCUGGAUUUACCUCUGAGUGAGGAACGUCCCAGUUCAUCCACCCAAACAGGAGAUGGACAGCAUUCCAUCAACUUUUCUCUGGCAGCAUUCCUGCUGGUGGUAACCAGCAGAACCCCCCAAAGCAGGGUGAUUUGGGGCAGGGAGCGGCUGAGUAUGCAGGAUCUGCUGAAUAUUGUGCAGACUGCUGCCAUUGUGUGAUGGCAGUGGACUCAACUGGGCCUUCUUGCUGUCUUAGCCUGGAAGCUAAUGCAGCAAAGCAGCAUUUUUUACUGCCAGCUCUACAAGAUAGUUGAGAUUAUCAUCAAGCAAUUACUACAGUGUUUUUCUGCAUAGUAUUGACAGGCAACUAUGGGUUGGCUAGUUUGUAAUCAACAUGUAAAAUUAUAUAUAUUCUAUCCAGCAAGUGGAAAAAAAACAUGUAUAGUUUACUGUAUUUUUUGUAUGUUCUGUUUGUCCUUUUUUGCAGAACUUUACUUAAAAGUAUAUUUUCUGUUUAUCACUCUAUACUUUCGUUUGCUACAGAUAUUUCUGAAGCCUGUUGA
Molecule: messenger RNA, 2530 nt
Organism: Podarcis lilfordi (Lilford's wall lizard)
Lineage: Eukaryota; Metazoa; Chordata; Lepidosauria; Squamata; Lacertidae
Source: the annotation of a GenBank genome assembly